Messenger RNA from Brassica rapa (field mustard), 3018 nucleotides. RefSeq names its product ankyrin repeat-containing protein ITN1. Lineage: Eukaryota; Viridiplantae; Streptophyta; Magnoliopsida; Brassicales; Brassicaceae. The record is from RefSeq and is a predicted model, not a curated record.
GGAACUGGCGGUUAUCUUCUUGUCCAAGUCUAUUUGGAAGUGUUGUGUCAUUGGCGAGCUUAUAAUGUUUUAUCAAGUCUCAUAUUGUAAUCAAUGCGAGAUUCUAAUAGGAUAUGCGCUCGAUUUUCAGGUAAUGAAGUUGCUACGUAGUACAGUUAAAGUGAGAGCCAAGAACUUGGAUGGUAAGACGGCAAUGGACAUACUCCAAACUCACAAGUCUUCUAUUUUCCCCAAAGCAAUUAGGCGUCUCCGCAGUGCUAAAGAAAGACUACUUUUUGGUCCCUCGAUGACUCUUGCGGGAUAUUUAAGCAGAAAACCAUCGGACACUGAGGAGCUAAACAAGCUCUUAGGGCUGAACAAUCUGAGAAAGAGCAGACACGGGUCUCGAGAAUCAAGCGAUUUCCGUAAUGCAAUCCUAGUGGUGGCUGUACUGAUAGUAACAGCCACAUACCAGGCCGGUCUUAGUCCUCCUGGCGGUUAUUGGCAAGAUGAUUACGCACCAGAUUCCGAUAAUGGUCACACAGCUGGGCAGAUGACAAUGUCUUUCAACCUUGCCUUGUUUUUUUACAUCUUCAACGGAUUUGCCUUCUUCUCAUCUCUAUAUGUGAUUAUAAUCCUCAUAAUUGGACUUCCCAUGUGGAUGGUCCUAUACAGUUCAAUAGCGGCUCUCGGAAUGGCUAAUUAUGCCUCCUUCAGCAAUACAUUUCCGACUUCAAAUGGGUCAUUCCAGGAGUUUGCAGUGUCCCUCGUCCCCUUCGUAUACCCAGUGAUUACAGGACUUUUAUUAUGUCCUCCUUUCUUUAAAUUUGUUUUUGACAAACGUCGCCAACAACAAGUGGACUUUCCGGCAAGGUACUUCAGCUCAGUUCAGAAGCUAUAGUGCUAUAGCCUGAAGCGCUGAGAUGUGUGUGAACGGUAUUAUCUGGAAUCACAUUUCAAAUGUGCAUCUCUGGAUUUGUUUUCCAUUUUAUGUAGUAUUUGAAGUACUCUUUGUUUGGUUGUAUUUUGAAUUACGUGUUCCACUCUUGCAUGUUCACCUUUUUACUGUGAUGCUAGUUUUAUAUUAUGUUACUUUGUUUCAGUUGGAAACCCAAUUCCACCAAACUGAAGGGGGAACACUGUUUCAAAAAAAAAAAAAAAGUUGGUGCAGCAAAACAUGAUCAAAUCUAUCCUACGCCCAAACAAAACAAAAUUACAUUACAAAUUAUCAAAAUGUCAAACAUUUAAAACCUAAGUGUCACAUCACUCGUUUUCAACAGGCCAAACAUUAAAGUAACAUAUCCAAAAAGCUCUUGUAAAACUUACCGUCAGAUAACAUAUAUAUCAGCUACGGUGGAUGCAUAGGCACAGAAACAGUUCCUUGGCAUUUCCUAUGAUUAGUUCAGCUGAGACAGCAAUUUCACUACCACAACAGACACACCCUUUUUUACUUUUUUACCUAAUAUAUGAAACCGAUGAAAGAGUCAAUAUAAAAAAAGCAAAAGACACCUUAGUAACCUUAAUUAGCAGCCAUCAAUUUGUUUACCGUUUUAAUGGCAUCCUCAACUCUUUCAGCCUUAAUACAUGCAUGAAUCAAUUAUGUGUACGUUCAGCAUCUGGUUUCGUACCUUGUUUUUUUCAACAAUUCAUCAAACACACUAUCAUCCUCGGAUAACCUCCCACAUAGUUUAGCUUUGCCUUAAUCUUUGCCAAGAUGUUGACUGCAUCGCUAAACUGCCCAACCUCGAGAUAGAAGUGGUAAUUGUCAAGCAUAUAUAGUUUUCUUGCCGUACACAUUCAAAAUAAGGAUUGCCCACAGGUCCGUUUGCUGUGAAGCAAGAGGUCCUGUGUAGCGUCUGGUACACGUCUUGAAGUUGUCCCGGAGCAAAUACGCCCUUGUUACCAGAAGCCACGAAUGAGAUUCAUGUACAUGGCUGGCUGUUGGAAAUUGUGUAACUCAUCCUUUCCUCUCAACAAAAAUUAUAAAGCCUGGUCCAAUUCCGAAUAGAGGUGGUUGUAGAGAGGAGAGGCUAAAGCCUCGGCUGCUUGACAUGGCCGGCGAAGAAAUUAGUUGCCUAACAUACCUUUGUGUAUUAGUAAUUAAUUAGCACAAUAUUUUUGUACUAGGAUUACGAAAACCCUUUAAAACUCUGAAGUCUAAACUCGUUCGACUGAAAAGCUUCCAAAACCGGUUCUAUAACACAGCGACGUCGUUAUGUAAGUUUGACUGAAAAGUCCUUUUAUCGAUUGACCACUCUGGUACAGUAAAUCCAGAAUCAUUCUUUUGUAACCGAUGAUAGAAGAGUUUCUUAUAACAUGUGUCAGCAACAUGCGUGUUUUUUUUUUUUUCUUUUCUUCCUCUCUUCUUCUCUCAUCUUCUCUCGUUCUCGUGUUCUCCGUCGAAGGGAACCGGAGCAUCCGUUCAAUCGGCGUUUUCACUCGUCUUCUCCUUUCUGUCGCGAAGCGUCUCCUUCCUUCAAUCGCCGUCAUGUCCGUCUUUCUCUUCUCUGUUUUUUUCCGUCGGUAAAAGAAGUGUCUCCUCCCUUCAUUCACCGCUCGUCCAAUCGCUGCGACCCCAUAUCCUCUCUUUUCUGACCGUGGGAGCAUUGAGAGAUUCAUCACAGAGUGGAGCAGUGGGAGCAUCUCGUGCUUGUUGUUUCACAGAGUGGAGCAGCGGGAACGUGGUGGGAGGGAGUUAUCUUCUUACAUAGGUUUUAUUACAGUUAGAUCCGUUUCUCAAUGAACUCACGAGCAUGUUUGAGAAAAGUAAAGACAAGGGGAAUCUAUAGAGUACAAGGCUGCAAGAAGAGGAAACUGAGCUCGACUGGGGAAUCUAUAGAGUACAGAUGCCUUAUACGAGCAACUGAUGCUAAGAAAACGAUCUCUACUUCGGUACAUGUUCUACUCAUUGAUCUCAAGAUUGCAUUACUCUAGAACCUUUGAUCUUUCUAAACGUUUAACUAUGCCGUGAGUAAGAAUUUAAGUUUAAUAAAAAAAAAUGUUUAAUAAUUUUUUUUUUAAAACCCUUAAUUAAGAACC